AUGAACGAACUGCUGAAUCUCUUGGCUGACUACAUUGACCUGACCUUCGAGGCACCUGACAUGCCCACUUCCGGGCGGCGGAUUAGCGAGUCUUCAGCUGUCAGCAUGUUCGGCUUCCGGGAGAGUGCAGUCAACAGCUUGGGAAAGCCAGUUUGGCAGUGGCCUCAGUCUGGUCGUGACUCUACUGUCAGCUACCAUCGAAGUGCCUCCCUCAAUGCCCAUGUAGAUGCCCCUGCACGCUGCCAUCUGAAUGUGGUGCCAGCGCAACCCUUGAUGGACCUCUUUCUUGCGCAGGAGGGAGAGGUCCAUCGCAAAGUUUUCGGGCCUCGGAUGCUGAAGCAGUUUCAGGCGAUGAAGGAGAUCCUCUUAGCUGGAGACACAAAUCGACUAGUUGCAGAACUCACAUUUGUCAGAAUUAAUGAUUUGGCGGCACCACCUGAGCCGAUGAAUUUGUUGCUGUGCUUGGAGCCCUUCGUGGCAUUGAUCAUCAUUGCCAAUGGAGUCAUGAUAGGUUUCCAGACCGAUCCGGCGUACCGUGAUUGGCCUCACUGGCUCGCUCUUGAAGCUGGAUUUGCCAGUAUCCUCUUGCUGGAAAUUGCCGUCCGUAUGUACCUGCAAGGCCGCCGUGCUUUCUUCCGAGGAAAUGAGCUGAUGUGGAACCUUUUUGACUUGUUCUUAGGCCUCACGGGCCUAGUCGAUGUGAUCGUCCAAUCUGUUUCCUCCAGCGGUGGGGACGUUUUUGGGACUUCGCUCCUCCGCUUCUGCAGGCUGAUCCGUUUAGUGCGAAUUGUGAAGGUCUUCCGUCUCAAGGUCAUGAAAGAUCUACGGCUCAUGGUUAAAGGUCUCAUCGCUGGAGUGAAGACACUGGUGAUGGCCUUCACCCUGUUGUUUACCGUGCUCUAUGUCAUCAGCGGCUUCGCAACUAUGACGAUUGGCAUGUCUAUUGGUGAGAGUGACCAAGAUGCUUUGAGGCGGCUUGAGCCAUUCUUCAACACAAUCCCGGCAUCUAUGUUUACAGCCUUCCGCUGCGCCACGGGCGAGUGCAUCAAUGACGAGGGGCAGCCCAUCCAGUCUCUGUUGGCAAACGAGUACGGGCCCUCCUUCAUCUUCUCCUACGUUGCCAGCUACAUGCUGGUGUCGAUGGGGAUUUUCAACGUAAUCUUGGCUGUGUACGUAGACAUUACUAUGAAAGCGGCCAAAGAGAAUGAUGCCGUUACACUCGAGCAGCAUUCCAAAGAGUCCAUCCGGAUUGCCCGGAUCACCCGAGAGCUGCUGAAGAAGUUUGCGGGCGCCUAUCGCAUCUUUCAGGACCAGGAAGACAGCAACGUUGACAGGUGCAUGGAUAUCUCCAACAGACGAAGUGACAUGAUGUUUACGGAUGGUGAUGUUCAUGAAGGGAUUGCCAUCACCAAGGAGUUGUUUCUCAUUGUUAUUCAGGAUCGCAGAGUGCAGGACCUCAUGGACGAGCUCGAGCUUCCUCCCGAUCGUGCCAAUCUCUUCGAGAUUAUUGAUGCAGAUUCCAGCGGCACACUCCACAUUACCGAGCUUGUCCAUGGGCUUUUGAAGAUCCGGGGCGAGAUCAAUAAGAGCGAUGUGGUGGCCGGGCUGCUGGCAACGAAGGCAUGCUACGAGAAGAUUAACGAGCUGAAAGAGGAGUAUCAAGCCAGCAUGGCAACUUUUGGCAACCAGUUGGCGGUGUUGCGCUGGGAGCUGCAGAGACCUAGCAGUAGCGAGUGCACGCACCCAGACGACGGUGGGAUGCAGCAGGAGGUGCAAGACAACAUCUUGCCUCCCCAAAGCUCCAAGCCGGCUCCCUUGAUGAUGCAGGUACCCAAAAAACCAGAAGUCGACGAGAGCGAAGAUCCAUCCCCUCCGGCUCCUGAGGGAGCCUGA
Messenger RNA from Symbiodinium pilosum, 1893 nucleotides. The record is from the annotation of a GenBank genome assembly. NCBI's taxonomy places the organism in Eukaryota, Dinophyceae, Suessiales, Symbiodiniaceae.